Messenger RNA from Micromonas commoda, 813 nucleotides. RefSeq lists its product with no specific name. The record is from RefSeq and is a predicted model, not a curated record. NCBI's taxonomy places the organism in Eukaryota, Viridiplantae, Chlorophyta, Mamiellophyceae, Mamiellales, Mamiellaceae. Bases 1 to 813 code for a protein of 270 amino acids. The transcript has a single exon. Gene Ontology annotation, molecular function: single-stranded DNA binding; ubiquitin protein ligase activity. Gene Ontology annotation, biological process: DNA damage tolerance; protein monoubiquitination.
AUGGAGGUGCCCCACUCGCCGCACUGGUCACCUUUGAAGGACCUUACUCGGAUCUCGGACGCCGGCGCGACCGAGGAUGAGCGCACGGUCCACGCUAGCGUCGAGCUGAAGUCGACGGAAACUGAGAUCAAGUCGCACCGCUGCCCGAUAUGCUACCAAACCAUGCUGAUGCCGAAGAGGGCUCCGAACAUCCUCAUGCCGUGCGGUCAUACCUUCUGCAACGCGUGCCUCAACGCGCGCGACGAUCCGAGGUGUCGCACGUGCGGCGACCGAUGGCGUCACAGGGUUCCAAACCACCAACUGCAGACGACGAUACAGGCCUACGUCGACGCGACGGCGACGGCGGCGGCAUCCUUCGAGGACUCCGUCAUUUGGACGAGCGGCGAUCGCGGUGCGCCGGUGGCCUCGUCCUCGUUCGACGCCGCGCUGGCGCGCGCGCACGUGCGGUGCGAGCAGCUCCGGGAGCGGAUGCGGGAGGGUGAGGCGGCGCAGACGGCGGCGCUGCACCGGGAGGACGUAGAGGCGAGACACCUGCUGGUGCUGCAGUGCGACGAGGACAACGCGAGGGUGCGACUGGCGGAGGUUGCGCGAGAGCUCCGCGAGGCCCACGCGGCGGUGGAGGCGCAGCGGGCGGUGUGUGCGGGGAUCGCGAACGAGGUUCGGAUACACGGGUCGUCGGUGAGAAGCGCGGGGGAGGCGCUGGCGGCGGUGGAGCGGGGACGGGAACGGCUGGUAGCCGAAGCGGAGGGAAGCGCGGAUGGGAGGACCAAGCCGGCGACGCUCCCCGGGACGCACACAGCUGUGUCGCGUUAA